AUGUGUUGGAACUAUGGCAUUACGGGAAGCCAUUACCGUGUUACAAUAAAAUAUAUUACAGGUUUGUUAAUUAUCAAAUUUGCUAGUCAAGUCUGGUGCCAUGUAGAGGUGGAAUUGGAAGAUUAUUUUUUCCCUCUAGAACCGGUGAUAAACUUCUGCAAACUAGGAGACGAAUGCCAGCAUGACUUCGUGCCUGUGUGUGCCCAGGACUCGCUCGGCAUCACGCGCAUGUUCAACGAUGUUUGCGACAGCUACGAGUACAACUGCGACGAAAAUAAACAAUACCGUCACGUCCAUAUGAAAAUGUGUAAAUAUGAAUUCGUACCUGCCCCGUAUGAAUGGGGCAAUCUGGGGAAAAAGAAAUAAGGCGUGCAAUGAAUAAAUUUAAUUAGUGCGAAAUAACACUGUAUAAUGACGAAAAAUAAACCAAUAUUAUUAAUCUGA
Molecule: messenger RNA, 444 nt
Organism: Cydia pomonella (codling moth)
Lineage: Eukaryota; Metazoa; Arthropoda; Insecta; Lepidoptera; Tortricidae
Exons: 4
Coding region: 1-366 (121 amino acids)
Source: RefSeq, a predicted model, not a curated record